Molecule: messenger RNA, 726 nt
Organism: Alternaria triticimaculans
Lineage: Eukaryota; Fungi; Ascomycota; Dothideomycetes; Pleosporales; Pleosporaceae
Exons: 1
Coding region: 1-726 (241 amino acids)
Source: RefSeq, a predicted model, not a curated record
AUGAUCGCAGAACCAUCAGAAUCGACUGAAAGUGUAUUCACAGCUGUGCAAGAUCUCCAAAAAUGGGGGUACGAAGAGGACGAAUUUACAUACCCAGAUACCGCAAAGGAAUGGUUCUGCGACAUUCUGUGGCUCAUUGGACUAAAUGGGGAGUUUGAUGAGAAUGAAGGACCCAACUUUUGCGUCGGUCACCAACGCGAGGACCCGAAAGCGGUGGGUGGUCAAGGCUGUGCAGCAACGGAAGCGUUGUUUUGCCAAGUCAUCAACCCCUCGGAUGGAAUUAUAGUGGCGUAUGACAACUACACAGCCCGAGCCAUGAUUGAAGAGUGCGCACGAUGCUACUCAGUUAUCCCGAAAUUGAAACACUGGUCGGAUGUAGCGUAUCUCCAAUGGCUGUCAAAAGCCAACGAGAAGUCAAACCUACGUUACGUACUUCGACACAACGUCCUCAACGAUGUCACGCGCUUUGCCGUGACCUUUCUAAUGUUACAGGGCAGACUUGUUGCAAAAGAAUGGCCGGGGACAACAUACAGCACAGGCUCAGUGGAGUUUAAUGCAUUGUUAGGCUCACCGAAUGGUUCCGGUGUCGCUUACCUACUCAUACAGCAUAGGAAGGGACUAGGUCACAAGACUGUCGACAAGGUUACUAUAUUCAAGGAGAAGUGGGAUAUCAUGUUGCUGUUCCACAUCACAGAUGUUGGCGGUGACGAUGCCGAACGCGUGUGA